This is a messenger RNA of Peromyscus californicus insignis, 7128 nucleotides long. It is a transcript of the gene Spred2, whose product is annotated as sprouty related EVH1 domain containing 2. NCBI's taxonomy places the organism in Eukaryota, Metazoa, Chordata, Mammalia, Rodentia, Cricetidae. Gene Ontology annotation, biological process: negative regulation of MAPK cascade; multicellular organism development. The transcript is spliced from 6 exons. The record is from RefSeq and is a predicted model, not a curated record. The coding region runs from base 3365 to 4609 and encodes 414 amino acids. Gene Ontology annotation, molecular function: protein kinase binding. Gene Ontology annotation, cellular component: membrane.
GCCAUCCAUCUUGCUUUUUAAGGCAGUGUUCUACUGGAAUCUGGGACUUGCCAGUUAGGCCAGAGAAGUGACUAGUGAGCCCUGGGGACUUUGCCUGCCUCCACCUCUACAGUGUUGGGACUACAAACACAGGCCACCUAAUAUGGUGCCUAGGAUGGAACACAGGUCCUUGAAGGGCAAGGCAAGCAUUGUAUUAACCUCUCCUCCAAGCCCCGAAUGUUUCCCUUUUUCUUUGAUUUUCUUUUACGUGUAUAGGUGUUUUGUCUGUAUGUAGAACUGUGUACUACUUGGGUGCCUGGUGCCCUUGGAAGCCAGAAGAGGGAGUUAUAGACAGUUGUGAGGGGACAUGUGGGUAAUGGGAAUCAAACCUAGAUCCUCUGGAAGAGCAACCAGUGCUCUUAACCACUGGGCCAUCCAUCUCUACUAUCAGUGUCUUCUCCCCCCUCCCUACCUGGCCUGGAACUCAAUAUGUAGACCAGUAUGGCCUUGAACUCAGAGAUCCACUUGCCUCUAUGUCCAGAAUGCCAGGAUUAAAGGUUUCUACCACCACACCCAGCAUGUCUCAUAGUCUUCAUGACCUCAAAAAACAAAAACAAAAAAGACAGAGUUUGCUUAUUAUCCCAGUGAAAGUUGAAGAAUUAAUAGAAACCUCACUUUCAGGGUAUCAGGUCUUCUAAGAGAAAACCAAAAUGCAGGUAUUCAUGAGGUCUAGUGUCCUUACUGCUACAUGUCACUAGCACUCAGAAUCGAGUGCGGAACCUCAGGCUGUGUCCACAAAGAUCAUGGCUGUGGAGAGCAAAAAACCCUCCAGUUUCUACCUGACUCAAAAGCGAAACUCUCCUUUUUCAAGCCCUUGCGGAUCUCUCUCUAUGCAUACACCUCUAAGGGAGUCUAUUUUUGUUUUUUUGCAGGGGUUUUGUUUCAGUUGUCACUGCUGGUUUUUAUUAUUAUUAUUCUGAUAUGGGAUCUCACCAUUAUGGUUGGCCUGAAACUCAUUGUGUAGACCAGAAUCAGAGGUACACCUGCCUUUUGCCUCCAGAGUGCUGGAAUCACAGACAUGACCCACCAUGCCUGACUGGUUUUUCUUUUUGUGGUUUUGUUUGAGACUGGAUCUUGCUUAAUAGCUCUGGUUGGCCUGGGAUUCCCUGUGUAAACUAGGCCGGACUUGAACUUGUAUCAGUCCUCCUGCUUCAGUCUUCUUUGAACGGGAUUAUCCAGUCCAGCAGCUUUCUAUUUUUGAGGUAAAUAUUUAAGCUCCUAGUUUGUUUAGUUAAAAUCCUAUUUAGUUAAUAUCUCUAUGGAAAUGUCUCUCAUGGCAUAUUCAGGAGAAUAGGAAAUGUCCAUUAGUCUUCAGGAGCAGACAGGGACAGGGACUAUGCCUCUUGUUCCCCAGCAGGACCUCAGGAGAUACUCAAUGACUCUGAAAUUGGUGGGAUCCAGUGCAAAGUGAAAACAUGGCAUCCCCUUCGGAAAUUGUAAAGGAUUUCAAUACCACAAGUUCAGAUCCCAGGCAAAUGUACAAGUCCCGGGAGCAAUCCUGUUCGUUGUUCAGAUGUUGUGUGAGUCCCCUCAGAAAAUCUCAGUCAGGUCCUAGGCCAAGGCAAGAAAAAUUUAGAGAGAUGGGAAGAGAUGGCUCAGUAGUUAAGAGUAUUGGCUGGCAUUCCAGAGGACCUGGGUUCAAUUCCUAGCACUCUUGUGGAGGCUAACAACCAGCUACAACUUCAGUUCCAGGAGAUCCAACAUCUUCUGGCCUCUGACUCAGCUCACAUGUGGUGCACAGACAUGCAUGCAUGCAGCCUCCUCUGGCCCCCAACACAUUCUUAAAAAUAAAUAAAUAAAAAGACAGCUCCGGUGAAGUAAUGGGGAGUUGCCGGGUCUCCCUUCUGCUAACUAUGGGCUUAAAGAGCUGGAGACAGAGACAUUAUGCACCAACAGUAAAGAGACUACUGGGUAAUUUCAUGUAUUUUGGUGCUACCUUUAAACUCCAUUUCUGCCUGCAAUACAAAAGUUUCUCAGCUGGGUCCGAUGUACCUUUUGUUUUCUGUGUACAAAUUACAAUUUUUUAAAAUGCCCGCUCUGGGUGGGCAUGGUGGUGUACAACAAUAAUCCCAUCACUUGGAAUGCUGAGGCAAAAGGAUCAAGAAUUCAAAGGCAGCCUCGGCUACAAAACAAGUUCGAAGCCACCCUGAAAAACAGGCUAGAAAAACACUUGCUCUCUGUCGACAAAAAAGAUUGCAAGAUUCUCGUGAAACUGUACCUCCUCUGCCAUUCAGGACACUGGCAAAGUCCAGCUCCCUCUUUGCUCGGUUUCUAUGAGAGUUGAGAUGUUGAGGCCAGCGACCGGCCACCUGCACCGCCCCCACCCGGCACCCUGCAGUGUUCCUCGGAGCCCGAACUCUUGGGCUGCAGCUUAACUCCGCCCCAUCUCCGCCCCCGCCACCUCCCCACUUGAUUUUUAAUCCAAAGGUUUAGGAGGAGGGAGGGGACAAAACGGGAGCCAGAUGUGUUCUCGUUCUCGGCUCCCGCCUCCCUCCCUCUUGGGCUUCCUAAAACCCGGAGCCCCGGAGACAAGGAUUCGGAGCCAGACAAACGCAGCCCGAACCACGUUCCACGGCUCCUCCCGGACUGGAAGCUAGCGGGAGGGGGAGUAAGAGCGGAGCACUCUCAGGAGGCGGGACAAAGUGUUUUGUGUGUGUGUUUUCGUCUCUCUCGCUCUCUCCCUCUCUCCCUUUUCGCUCGCUCGCUCUCUCUCUCUUUUUUUUUUUUUUUUUUUGGUCGCAAGUAGGAAGCUUUUUGCACUCCACCACCUCUGGCCGCUGGGAAGACGUCAUCGCUUCCGCCCUACUUCCUCCUCCUGUUGGCGGCGCUGAGAAUCCAAUAUGGAGUAAAUCGGUGGAGUCGCGAGAUGGGGUUCGGACGGGGCGCCCUGCACCGCCUCCCAGGCGCACCUCCCCCGGCCGCCGAGCGCUACCCGGAACCCUGAUUGGCCCGGUCCCCGGGGGCGACCCCGGCCCGGCCCCACCGCAGCCGGCCGCCCGCCCGCCGCCCCGAGCGUGCUUGUUUUUCUGCUGCUCUCCCCCUCCGGGUCCCCUUCCCAAAUCUCGCCCCUGCGCCCGUUCGGAGCCCGGGGGCCGCGCCCGGCCGGCCGGGGGCGUCCGCUGCCCCGUGCACCCCUUCCCAGACCUCGCCCUGCGCUCGGGGAGCCCCGUUUCCCCGCCUGCCUCGGCGCCCCCUUCAUCGCUAGCUCCCCCCUCCACCACCAAAUCAGGAGAUGUCGGAGAUGUGAAGAAGGGGGGCGAGCGCACAGGAAGAUGAAGGGAGCCAGGCUGCCCGCCGCGGGACAGGCGUCUAGGUGAACAAGAAAAUGACCGAAGAAACACACCCGGACGAUGACAGCUAUAUUGUGCGCGUCAAGGCUGUGGUUAUGACCAGAGAUGACUCCAGCGGGGGAUGGUUCCCACAGGAAGGAGGCGGGAUCAGUCGCGUUGGGGUGUGUAAGGUCAUGCACCCUGAAGGCAAUGGACGAAGCGGCUUUCUCAUCCAUGGUGAACGACAGAAAGACAAACUGGUGGUAUUGGAAUGCUAUGUCAGAAAGGACUUGGUCUACACCAAAGCCAACCCAACGUUUCAUCAUUGGAAAGUCGACAAUAGGAAGUUUGGUCUUACUUUCCAAAGCCCUGCGGAUGCACGAGCCUUUGACAGGGGUGUGAGAAAAGCCAUUGAAGACCUGAUAGAAGGUUCAACGACCUCAUCUUCCACUAUUCAUAACGAAGCUGAGCUUGGCGAUGAUGACGUUUUUACAACAGCUACAGACAGUUCUUCUAAUUCCUCUCAGAAGAGGGAGCCGCACACGAGGACAAUCUCCUCCCCCACAUCGUGUGAGCACCGGAGGAUUUACACCCUUGACCCAUACCCCAUGGACCAUUACCACCCCGACCAGCGGAUGCCGCGGUCCUACCCCCAGGUCACCUUCCCAGAGGAUGACGAGGAAAUCGUACGCAUUAACCCGCGGGAGAAGAUCUGGAUGACCAGCGGCUAUGAAGAUUACCGGCACGCUCCAGUGCGCAGCAAAUACCUGGAUACCGCGGAGGACGCGGACUCCUACGUGCGCUUCGCCAAGGGCGAGGUCCCCAAACACGACUAUAAUUACCCUUAUGUAGACUCCUCAGACUUUGGCUUCGGCGAGGAUCCUAAAAGCCAUGGCAGCAGUGUGAUCAAGACGCAGCCAGCCAGGGGCAAGUCCCGACGGCGCAAGGAGGACGGCGAGCGCUCGCGGUGCGUGUAUUGCAGGGACAUGUUCAACCACGAGGAGAACCGUCGGGGCCACUGCCAGGAUGCGCCGGAUGCUGUGAGAACUUGCAUAAGACGCGUGAGCUGUAUGUGGUGCGCGGACAGUAUGCUCUACCACUGCAUGUCGGACCCCGAGGGAGACUACACGGACCCUUGCUCGUGCGACACCAGCGACGAGAAAUUUUGCCUCCGGUGGUUGGCGCUCAUUGCCUUGUCCUUCUUGGCCCCCUGUAUGUGCUGUUACCUUCCCCUUCGGGCCUGUUACCACUGUGGAGUGAUGUGCAGGUGCUGCGGCGGGAAGCACAAAGCCGCCGUGUGACUCAGUUUCCCACUUGACCCCUCUCCCACCCACAGCCACAGGGAACUUGUCUCUUGCAUUACCCCUCCCCGUCGUCUCUUCCCCCCCCCCCCCAUCUUCUCCCAGGCACCCUGGCCCCUUGCGACAUCAUUCCAAACCCUGGUAAGCUGCCACCCUGUGUCAGCCAGUACCCGUACUCUCGCGGUGUUUUGAAGAAAGGAGCCUUCUGCGUAGACGCGUGUAUUUUACCAGCCUAUGAUCAUGCUGUCUCAACCACGUGUUCAUCUCCGGUCCCUCCUCCCCACCACCCCUUUCCAGUCCUAAGGAAUCUGCAGUAGAAGCUUUUAGAUCCGGAGGGGUUUAGAGUUGGUUUUUCCCACGAGUACCGGAGACUGUCUUUCUCCGGGUGGGGCUUGCCGGUCACCCACAAGCACGGGUUCCUCGGAGAUGUGACCUAAUGGUGAAACCCUAAGUAUUGUAACGUGCAGCGUGGUGUUGUCUCCCGAGGCGGUGAGCUGGAUGAACAAGCUUGUUACCACAGUACAAUAGGGCUUUAACUCCUAAAGCCAAACUUCCCUCCUCCAUGGCUGCAGUUUCUGUCUUCAGCCCAUCUUCGUCCUCUGCCCCUCCCCCACCUGUGGAAUUCAUUCGCUGAUGCAAAGCAGUUACCUUUAAAAUGACUUGAAUUGAGCCUUAACUUCAGAUUAACGUGUGAAAAAUCAGGAAAAAUUCCUCAAAUUGCGUUGCAUCCUCUUGGACCAGGGUUAGAAAGGGGAUUUUGGGUUUUUAUGAGCCUGCCCAGUUUACCCCUACAAUAGGACUUUUUUUUAGAAUUGUGUUGCCACUUCUAAAAUCCUAGCAAUAUUAGAAUUGUGAAGUAAAUUUCACUCAUUAUUUUGCAAACCAAGUGGAUUUAUUCAAACACAAACCAGUGUUUUGGGAACAAGUUCCAGUUGAAAAACACUAAAAAUUGUGAAUAAAACUGUAGCUGUUUCCCGCCCCUGCAACUGUUUUAUAUCAUUCAGGGGGGCAUUUUAAAUACCGUCAAUUAGUGGUGGCUUGCAUUUUGUUUAGGCUUAUGUUUUUGUUUUAAUUUGGGGCUCAAUUCAUUUAUACUUAGGAAAAAACAAGGCCAUAUAUAAAAACCCUUCCAAUGCCUAAGUGUCUUUUCUCUUGCAACUCCGCACCCACACUUGCCACUUGGGGUGCACAGAUAAGGGUAGAUCACCAACUGACUCUACCUGUGGCUGAGCCACAUAAAAGGCUUCUAAUUUGCUAGAGGAGGAAAAAGAACAUUUUGUAAAAUAUGUUGCAAGGAAUAGCCAAAUCUUGAAGGAGAAAAAAGAAAAGUGGAAGUGGUUACCUAUACCUAGCAUAGUACAAUCAGAACUUUGUGGGGAUCGGAGGGGCCAUGCUUUUACCGCCGACUGUUCUUCCCACCGAGACCUUUCCACGGUAAUUCCCAGCGGAAGGCAGGCUCGGUCCCUUCUCCUCCUUCCCCCUCCCCCUAUUGCACACAGGACAUCAGUCUUCAAGGAAAAGGACUUUUUUCCAGUGUGUCAGUCAUACUGGGAAAAUGCUAGCCAUGCUUACCUUAGUGGCAAAGUUUUCUGCUCGCCGUGACAGCCUGCCCUGUUUCUUUAGACAGAUCAUCAGUGUAGACAAUGAGUGUGUUUCCGAGUUAGUUGGUAGACGUUUUCCUUUGUUAGGAUGACUGCGUGGGGACUAUCUAUUGUAGAAAAGGUGCAAAGAGCUACCAUCGUUGUCGAAGGGGGGGGUCUCCGUGCCAGGAGACCAUCCAGACUGCCUCCAGCCAGCCUUCAGUGCUGUGGAGAGACUGCCUGUCCCCGGCCCGAGGGACUUUGUCCAAGUCGCCUCUCUACAAAGCACAACACUAAUCUCCGUCUCCUCAGACCUCAGUUCAAGUGCCCCUAUUUAUUUCAGUGAGAACCCGCAUCCCGGUUGCUUCCCGUUCCUGCCUUGGCUCUGCCCCUGCCCCUCUCCUUUCCACCCUUCUUAAGAGUUCUGCUAGUCAGUCUUACUCCGCACAUCGUUUUUGGUUUGUGAAGGCAGCGGUUAAGGGCACAAAGACAGCCAUGGGGACAUUUAUGUAAAUACAUUUAAUUGCCACACUGCGGCUGCACAGUGUCUAGUAUUUUCCCAGUCAGCUUUGCCAUGCUGACGUCAAUCAUUUGAGAGAAAUUAUUCAGAUUUUAUUUUUAUAUCCGUGGUAACAAAACCUAGCCAAAAGAUUUCCUGUUCUGAAGUUUCCCUGACUCCCAAGCUAUUUGCUCACAUUAACAAAUUAAAGUGCCUGAGCAUAAUUCAUUCACCUGUAUACUAAAACCCCUGUUGUAUUGAUUUUUUUAUAAUAAGCCUUUUUACCUCUGUAAAAAAUAUAUAUAAAUAUAUAUAUAUAUACAAGCGUAUGAUGUACAUUUUAGUUCUUAACUUUUUUUAUGGUUUCUAAUAUGUAUGACCAACGUAGCCAUUGCUUUAAAAUGUACCGUGUAAAUAUAAACACAACCUAUCAGACCGUU